GGGCGGAAUCGGCGAUUCGAUCCGUUCGCGCGAGUCACGGAGCAACAGGCCAGUGGGUAAAGGAGUGUUUCAAUUUCUCGAAUACGCGACACGUAAAAUAUUAUUCGUUGUUUUAUAGAACACUGUGUUACAUAAGUGUUCAUUCGACAGCAUCACGUCCAGCACGAUAUCUCCGUGAUCGGCGUAUCCGCGACAUUAAAAAGGCAGCACAAAUGAAAGACCCUCUCUGAAAGAGAGCUUCAUAGGACCACGUUCAUUGUCCUGCUUAUCCUCCUCCACGGAAUUCUGCUCGGGAAUUGUGCGUCGCUCGUACAAAGGCGGCUAACAAUGGCGGCCGGUCCUUCGAAUUUCAUCACGUCGAAACGACAAGUACUGCUCUUGCUAUUUAUGUUGAGUCAAGUCAGCAGUGGUCACGACGAGGACGUGCAUACCCUUCAGUACACCAGUGUGAACUUCUCUAGCGAGAUUGCAAAGAGGAAUCACUUCAUUAUGUUCUACGCACCCUGGUGCGGUCACUGCCAAAGACUUAAGCCUACAUGGGAGCAGCUAGCGGAGAUCUCAAAUGUGUUAGAGGAGACUGGUAAUAUAAGAAUCGCUAAGGUCGACUGUACAACGGAAAGCACUUUGUGCAGUGAGCAAGACGUCACUGGCUAUCCCACGCUCAAGUUUUACAAAGCUGGAGAAACCAAAGGCAUCAAAUUCCGAGGAACCCGAGAUUUACUUUCACUGACGUCUUUUAUUAAUGAUCAACUAGACAAUUCUUUUGUGGCCAACGACGUUGUACCUUCCCCUCCAGAGCCAGUAAAUGGACUAGUGGAGUUAACGGAGCAGACGUUCGAGAAACACGUUUCUUCUGGGCAUCACUUCGUCAAGUUUUACGCACCUUGGUGCGGACACUGCCAGAAAUUAGCACCGAUCUGGGAGGAAUUGGCGAACAGUCUUCGUAAUGACGAUGUAGUUGGUAUUUCGAAGAUAGAUUGCACCCGCCAUCGCAGCGUUUGCGGCCAAUUUGACAUUAAGGGCUAUCCUACAUUGCUGUGGAUCGAAGACGGCAAGAAGAUAGAUAAGUACACCGGUCAACGUACUCACGAAGAGCUGAAGGCCUACGUGUCGACGAUGCUGGCCAACGCGAAUGCCGCAUCGGGUCCGAAGAGCGGAGGCAGCGCGGAGGUGCCGAACACCAUGCUCAGCCUGACACCCGACACUUUCAAGCUCAGCAUCAAGAAGGGCCUCUCCUUCGUGAAAUUCUUCGCGCCCUGGUGCGGACACUGCAAACGCUUGGCGCCCACGUGGGACGAGUUGAACAAGAAGUUCAUCGCCAACAGUAACGUGAACAUUCUUAAGGUCGACUGCACGCUCGAGGCGAGCAAGCAGCUGUGCAAUGAGCAGGAGGUCGAGGGUUUCCCUACGUUGUACUUAUACCGGGACGGGCAUAAGGUUACCGAGUACAACGGGUCACGUGAUCUCGAGGAUCUGUACGAGUACGUGUUGACGCAGUACCAGGUACACGAUGAAUUGUAAUCGACUUGUCGAGGCGCCGAGACGAGUCGAUAAUAUAUUCCCGAUAGUACUUUAAGUAGCUAAUUUAAUCAUAUGUAUAUACGCGUGCGUGUCGAUCCAUAAUCUACUUAAUAUCCAAAGACAGCGAAUAGCAACUUUUUUCAUUUUUAUAUCUUACAUUGAAAAAGAGAAACAGCGACAGUACAUUGAAGUAACGUACCAGGAUGUACCUCCCUGUGUCAAAAAGAAGAAACUGUAUUUCCAAAAUAUAUCUUUACGAUUAUCC
Molecule: messenger RNA, 1786 nt
Organism: Ooceraea biroi (clonal raider ant)
Lineage: Eukaryota; Metazoa; Arthropoda; Insecta; Hymenoptera; Formicidae
Gene: prtp
Product: thioredoxin domain-containing protein pretaporter
Biological process (GO): protein folding
Cellular component (GO): endoplasmic reticulum
Molecular function (GO): protein disulfide isomerase activity
Source: RefSeq, a predicted model, not a curated record